UCAGUGUUGUUCCUCCACCAUGAGUUCUGCAUAUGUACCACACCUGUACAUGUAUAUAUAUCGGCCUAUGGCCUCAUGGGAAUACAAGUUGCUUAUUCCUAACAGACGCGACCAGAGGAUGUGUUCGUUCCAGACAGAUGCGAUGGUGCUAACCGCCUGGCAGUUACAAGGGGAGAUUUACCCCAAGGUUAACACAAUUAAUUAACUCUAACACUCCCCCUAAUCUACACUUGUUCAUAUAGCAUCAUCAUCUUGAAGAGUCUCCUCCAAAAACCUUAUGGGAAAAAAACGUGAGGAGUAUAGUGUUUGAUAUGUUGCUAAAACUCCUUCAAACCCGGUGGGAAAAUAAGGAGAAAAUGAUGCAACAUAUAAUGGUUAUUGUCUCUUUUAACUCAAUAUGAGAAACUCAUAGAAUUUAGAGGACAAUAAAUAUGUCUUAUAUACUUUCCUAAAAACCCCGGUGGGGAAAACAGAAAGUACGACAUAUGAUCUUGUGUUGAUAUUACCUCACUAAAAACCUUUAUGAGAACCUAUAAAGUAAACUCAUUAAGGGAAAAAGAGUAUAAUAUGAUGCUUUUAACAGGAACAAUUCAGGAAGAUACUCCCCCUGAUUCUUGCAUAUUCCGAAGUCGUCAUAUACCAAUUCUAUGAACAUAUUUUUGGAACAUAGAAGUUGGUAGACCUGGUGAACAAAUCGGUCGCAUGAUUUGACUUGCAAGAUAUGCAAGAUAGUGAUAUUGCUCAUUAUGCAAUCUGUUUGCAUCCGGGCAACACAAGAAACAUUAUCGUUGAGAUAAUGCUUGGUGGAUGUAGCCAUGAGGUCUGUUUCGAAGACUCUUCAUGAGAAGACUACCACACCUAGUAGGAACACUAAGCUUGUUUACAAUCUGAUAUAGUGGGGAUCUGAUCAAUGUAUCCAAUGAUAUCGGUGUUCACAUUUCCGUGAAACUGAAAAACCAGGACAAGAUGUUUGAUGCCUUGGAGAUAUCGAAAGAUAUUCUUGAGUACCGAUCAAUUGUGUUGGGUGGAUCCAAUGGCAUUAUGGAACUUUGAGUCCCAAUAUCUCAUUUCCAUCAUCUCUUGGUCUAAAUAGAUCUUACCGACGAUAAUAAUAAGUCAUAUGGUGACUUAUUGAUUUUACACAAUGUAUGUUGCAUUUUGUACUUCGAUUCAGAAUUGAGGUUCCGCCGGGAACCAUCUAUAUCUGAAUCUAGUGAUCUACAUGGAUAUGUGAUCACUACAUCUAUCAACUGCAGAGAUAGAUGAUUUUGAAGUGCCAAUGAUAUAAGUUAUCAGAAUGAGAUUCCACCUCUGAAGAAUAGUUGGGUAUCUGCGUGAACCCUUGUGCUACAAUACUUGCUCUUUGUUUCACCACCUCGUUGUUCUCAAUUCUGUUUCCAGAAGAAAACUGGUGUAGGUAUUGCUUAUGAAUACCUUCUAUUAUUGAGCAAGAUUAUUUCUACCUAGAUUAUACCCUUUGCUUGAGUUCAGUCUGAGUGUUGUUCACACUUUGCCAUGACCAUGGUCUUUGGAUCUGAAUCACUUGAAAGGUUUUUUCAAUCUAGUUGAGAAAUGAAUGUCGACAAUUGUAGACUUCCAGUUAUAUGUUUCUCCAGAAUCUAUAUAUCAAUAUAUAGUUGAUGGAAAUAUCAUUACCCAUAGUGACUGCUCGCGAUUUCCUAAUGCGAUUGAGUCGGGUAUUCCGAUGUCCCGGUCAUUUUGUGCACUAUGACCUGGGUUGGUGGAGGUUUCCCGUCCACUGGGUGUAUACUACCCAUCAGGUGUCUGUCAACGUGAAGUUGACUUGCAUUUACUGAUUCACAGGCCUUGAUAUCCUUACUUACGAGAAGCUGAAUCCUGAUGUACUAUUGCCGUACUUCUCCCCCUGUUGCUUUGAACGGGGAGUUGAGUGGUUUUAGUUGGUACCUUCACUCUUUCCGACAUAUUUUUCAGGAUUGUAGGAUUGUAUGACACCCUUAUAGUCAGUAAAUGAAUCUGGCAGGUUAUUUGCAAUGUGUUGCAAAUCUUCUGAACACAUGGUUCAGAUCUUUGAGUACGUGGAUUUGAGGCAGAAAUGUGUUGAACAUUUCACUAAUUUCCUGGCAUUCUUUAUGGUACUUGAAAUCUCCCCCUAAUGCCUGGAAAUGUUCCUCAUUGAAUUAGCAUACUGGCCUUGAAUAACUCCCCAUGCGAGGGGCUUGAGGUAUUGACGAAAAUACAGUUAUUCCUCACAUAGAUCCCAACUAUAUGUUGAGGGGCCAAUGAUGUAUGCCGGGUGGUGAUAUCGGUAUGCAACCGAAUUACCGCAGAUAGGAAAUAUUUGGUAGAUAUCCACAUCAAAGAUAGAGGGGAAUAAUAUUAUGCAGUUUGGUCAUGAGCGUGUAAAACUACAUGACUCCAACGUAAAGUUGGUAAGUUGCAAUUCCAAAGUAAAGAUAAUGCAAUGAGCUUAAUUCUUUGGAUAUAGGAUUCUACCAAAUCAUUUUGAGUCUAGACAUUAGGACAAAUUGCUAAACUCAAUCCAAGGGCCAUAGAGAAGGCACUCAAGGAGAAUUCUGCAAUGUUAUCCAUUUGAUUUGCUUGAAAUCGAUGUCAGGAUAAUGAGCCAAUGGUUUCGUGUGAAUAAAGCACACACUUAAGACCAUCAUGUAGAUAUGUCUUUUAGAACCAUGGAAUACCUGAAUAGUCUAGUCAAUGGAUGGGAAGAGCCACUUAUCUCAACUUGAUGCAUUCAAGGAGUCUGAGUGGUUCAGCAUAGACUUUAAGGUGUGUGAGCCUUAAAAUUAGCUUCCCUGUGUCACUUGUAGUGCACAUAAAAUCCAAAUGGUGUUAGAAUUUAGCAUCAUAAUAAUCAUAAACUAUUGGAACUGCUAAUAGUUUCGGUUUCAACCCAAUGUCUCGAUGACCAAGGCGUAUGCCAACUUUUUCAUGUACAAGACAUUUUGGAAAACUAUCUUGGGCGCAACAUGUGCUACGGGUUUUGUAGUAUGUGUAGUACAAUUCAGAUGAUACAUAGAGAAUGUGCUUGCCAUAUCCGUUGUAUAUGGUAAAGAGAAUGUAUUUCUCUUUCUUGUCAGCAUAAGUUUCGCUAUGGAAACCAUUUUGACGAAUAUCUUUAUAGCUUAGUAGGGCACGAGUUAAACUCGGGAAGCAAUGAAGCAUCCCGACUUUACUCGAGUACCCACAGGGAUAGUAAACAUGACUCGAGUUGAGCCAACAAAUACCUCAUCGCGUCUAGCGAUUUUAAAAUAUCUCCUUUCUCUCAAUGAGAGUGGAAACAUUGGACUUCCCUGAGUAUAGAGUUUGUGGUGCAUAUGUCCACAAGGCACAUAUCAUUUUUCAUCGGAUUGACUCCCGUAGAAAUCCAUAUAUAGACAUGAAGAUUCUCAAGAAAAUCAUUGUCGGAUAUAUAGAAUACAUACAAAUGAAUUUGUAUCAAAGUGCUGAUACAAUAUAUUGUGAUAUACAAUAUAUGAUGACAACAAUACUUAUGUUCUUAUUAGAACAUCGUAAAUGGACAUAAAUUAUGAUGACCACUCAGGAGAUUGAGAGACUAGACGAAGUCUUCAAACAUGUUAGUUGAGUCAUAUUCAACCAUCAUAUUCUCCGUGCCCAUAGGGUCCUGUCACUGUUGGUGAUGUCGGGUUGAAGGUUGAAUGAGCUUCAAACCUUUGCCCUUGAGGUCUGUUGUGUCCUAGGAAUUGCUGAUACAGAAUAACCAGAUGCAGAGAUCUGAAUCGAUAUAAUGCCUUAUGAUGUAUAAGGCAAUAUUUUUUUGUUAGCGGUGUGAUUCCGGCCAGAGGUUAAUCAUGUGGUCUUGGAUUGCACACACUAUUCCACGAGGCACAAGAGUGAUAAUGAUGUCCAUGCACAGGUAGGGUAGUGGUGGCGAUUGAGGGCGAAUGCCUCAAAUUCUCUAGUCAUCGGUUAUCAGAGAUAAUUAAUUUACAAUUAGUAAAUUAAAGACCAUAAUGGUAAUGUUGCAAAAUUAAUGGAUAUUUCAAGAAGUUAUCUUGAAACCAUUAAUGUGAAUCUCAAAUUGCUAAGCAUGACACCUUGAAGAUAAUCUCCAAAAUGAAGUAGAUCUCGCUGCACUAGGGAGUAUAAUCUGAUGAAAUCAGUAAAUACUCACUCAUAAUGCCUUAUGUCAUGACUUAGGAAAAUAUGUGGGAGAUCAAUCAUAAUGUCGAAACGACAAAAUGUAGGCUUUAUCAGUAGUCAUCGAUAAUCUGCGUAGGCAGUAGAUCCAUAUGACUACCUUGUGAUCCCAAGCAUCAAUUUGAAAAAAUCACUUUAAAUUUUGCACUUGUAUUUGCAAGAAAUUGAAAAUCUCAAUUGCAAAUAGACGUAUUAAUCUCGACAUGUGUUUAACAUGGAAAUAUACACAUUAUAGAAAUAUCCCGGAAUACAUCAUACUCAACAGGGAAACAGUACUAUGGAGGUACUGAAUUUAUCUUUGCAAGAGAUUAAAAUCUCAAUUGCAAAUAGAUGUAACUCAUCUCAACACGUGACAAAUGUGGAAAUAUAACAGACUAAAAACAGGGAUAAAAUCACUGUUAAAAGUACAUGCCGUGCCAAUCAUCUCGGGUGCACCUGUUUUGCGAACCGCGGGUCCACCUCGUGAGGAAAACACGGAGAGGCGAUCGAGGCGAUUGCUGUCGAGAGCUAGGGUUAGGGUUUUCCCGCGGAGGUGGUGAGGCUUCCGGUGGUGCGUGAAGGGGCGGCGGCGUCCCCGAACGUGCGGAUCGGCGUGGAUCUGACUGCUGUGGACGUGCCAUGGCGGACAGGUUGAGGAACGGGGCGGCGGCGUCGCAGAGCGAGGCGACCGCUCCCAAGGCGGCGACUACGCCACGAGCGGCAACGGGCACGACGACAGCCCCCACGGGGGCGACAACGCCGCGAUCAGGCGUGCGUACGGCGGCGAUGGGCUCAGCGCAGAAGACGCCACUGGGCACACAAAGCAGAAACCCAUCGCAGUCGCCCGUAGAUGGCAAAGUCUCCGAGGAGGCGGCGGGGCUAACUGCGCGCUUGGGGGGACUUGUGCUAACGGAGAAGGAGGCUGCAGGGUUUGUCUUCAAGGAGCCGGAACAAGAACAAGCUAGGCCGGCGAAGUGGUCGGCCAUAGGGAAAGCGUUUACCCCAAGACUCAUGAAUCAGCGUGCUCUCGAGAUGGCGAUGCCAAGGGCCUGGGGCCUCCACACAGAAGCAAAGUUCAAGAUAAUUGGAAGGAACAUGUUCAUGGUGAAUUUUGGGAGCGAAGGUGACUGGAAACACACGUUAAAUAACGGACCUUGGCAGUUUGAUUUCAAUAUUGUGGUGCUUAAGGAUUAUGAUGGUGUUACUAGACCAUCUGAGAUGGUUUUUGAUAUAGUGGAGGUUUGGGCUAGGGUUGCUGAUUUGCCUUUGAAUAAGCGUUCGAAGGAGUUCGGUGAAGCGCUUGGGAAUUGGUUGGGUGGAGUGGUACGUGUGGAUGUUGAGAAAGAUGGAUUUGCAAAGGGCCCGAACCUGCGUUUCCGAGCAAAACUAUCAGUGCAUGAGCCGUUGGUCAGGGGGUUCUAUCUUAAAAAAGCUGAGGAGGACUUAGAACAAACUUGGUUUGACUUUACCUACGAAAAGAUCCCGCACUUUUGUUUCGAGUCUGGACGGCUGGUACACAAUGAGGGAGGCUGUGUCCCCCCGGUGGAGUCGGACCAACAGUGGGGCGAAUGGCUUCGGGCCUCGCCGGGCAGAUCGGGAUCGAGGAAGGAAGGAUCCUACAGAGGGCCAGCCAGCAAUGCUAGUAGCUAUGGGAGUGUUAGAUCAAGUGAAGGGGAUAUGGGCAGCAGGAAGAUGGGAUCUGUACGUGAUAUCCCAACAAAACGCAACCUUAACAGGGAGUUUGAUAGACUUGCUGAUUCUCGCACUGGCGGGAAUGAGCAUGGUGGUCAGGGUGAAGUGUCCAGCCCCAACAAACAGCGGCACGGGCCGGAGGUGGCGACGGGCAAGGACCUGCGGGAUGAGCUUGAGCAAAGGAGGGAGCAAAAUAUGCGCAAUGAUUUGAGGCACCGACAGAUGAACAAGCAGGCUGAGCUAAGGUCGCAGUACAAAGCAUAUGCGUCCAGAGAGCAUUAUGGGGGAGGCAGCUCCAGCCACACCAGAGAGAAGGAAAGGAGGAGGGGCUACUAUGUGAGGAAGCCGAGGCCGGAGCAUGAUGAACACAGGUCAGCAAGGAGCCCGAUUCAUGAUGACAAUGUGGAUAGGAAGCGAAGGCCGAAGCAACACUGGGUGGUAAAGGGGGAUUCGGUGAGGCAAGUUGGUAAUGAUACUUUCAUUCGCAACACAAGGCAAAAAACGUCUUCCGUGUUUGACCGUAUCUCUGAGCAGCAUGAUGCAUCGGCGGACCCUGCGAGGCAGGGCCGCUGGUCCCAAUGAACAUCUUGGCCUGGAACUGUCGAGGACUGGGGUUGGACUCGACAGUGGGCGAACUCCAAGACCUGAUUAGGUCCUAGAACCCAGCGGUGGUGUUCUUAAGCGAGACGAAGAAGAAGGCGAGGGCUAUGGAGAAGUUGAAGUGGAGUUUGGGUUUCCGAAGUGGUGUGGCGGUUGACUGUCAAGGUUUGAGUGGGGGUUUAGCGAUGUGGUGGAGGGAGCAUCUUCAAGUCACUGUUAGACCUUGGUGUCAAUAUUUUUUGGAUGCGGAAGUAGUUUGGGAAGGUAAAACCUGUAGGAUCACUGGAUUCUACGGUGAGCCCGAUGUUGAGCAUAGGAAGAAAUCGUGGGAUGCUCUCCGAUACCUGAGAAGACAAGAUGAGUUACCAUGGCUGUGUCUUGGUGAUUUUAAUGAGGCUUUACUACAAACUGAGCAACGAGGUGGUAACCCGAGGAGUUUCAUCCAAAUGGAAGACUUUCGUGACUGCUUGGCCGACUGCGGCCUAGCUGAUCUUGGCUUCUCCGGGUAUCCCUAUACGUGGGAUAACAGAAGACAAGGAAAUGAGAAUAUCCAAGUUAGACUGGACCGAGGUACAUGCAAUAAUGAGUUUAUGGCAAUGUUUCCGGAUACACAUGUCCAACAUAUAAUCACGGAGGAAUCGGAUCAUUGUGCGCAGGUGGCCAAGGUUCUGGAGACUGCUCCAGAGCGGGGUGAUCGAGGCCCCAGGCAGUUCAGGUACGAGGAGGCGUGGACAAGGCAUGAGCUGUACGAGCCAAUGGUCGCUGAAAAGUGGAGUGCAGCGGACACAGGAGGGGUGGGUAUUUCUGCUACGUGCAGCAGGCUGUCUACGCUUUCAAAAGGUAUGCAAGAGUGGGGAAGAGUAGUUUUUGGAUCGAUACGAAACCAAAUAAAGCAGCUGCAAGUUCAGUUAAAUGAUGCAAAGUUCAGAGCUCUACGGACAGGCUACCAAUCAGAAGUAAGAGAGAUAGAAGAACAGCUGCGAGAGGUAUAUGCGCGGGAAGAAGUGAUGCAACGACAGCGGUCGCGAGUGGACUGGCUAGCGGCGGGCGAUAUGAAUACGAAGUAUUUUCAGGGAAGAGCCUCGCAUAGGAAGCGGAAAAAUACAGUUCGAGCGCUGCUUCGAGAAGAUGGGUCAAAGUGCAUGGUGGAUGAGGAGAUGAGAGAGAUGGCAGCAAAGUUCUAUGAAGUGUUGUUUACAUCUGAGGGAUCGGUGGGUGCCCAAGCAUUACUCCAGAAUAUUCCUAGCAUUAUUUGAAUAUGAACCAGAGACUUGUGACACCGGUCACUGAUGAGGAGAUUGAGUAUGCGCUGUUCCAGAUGGGCCCAACAAAGGCUCCGGGCCCUGAUGGGCUGCCAGCCCUCUUUUAUCAGCGACACUGGUCGCUUGUAAAGGAAGACGUGUGCACAGUGGUCCGUGAUUUUCUUGCUGGAGUAGCAGCUCCGGAGGCUUUUAAUGCGACAAUGAUUGUUAUGAUCCCGAAAGUUAACUCACCGGAGUUGCUUUCGCAAUUUCGCCCAAUUAGUCUCUGUAAUGUUUUGUAUAAAAUUGCCUCUAAGGUGCUAGCUAACAGGUUAAAAGCUAUUCUGCCAAUACUUAUCUCGGAGGAACAAAGUGCUUUUGUCCCGGGCCGGCUGAGUGUGUGCAUGCCAUAAGAAAGAGGAAGAGGAAGAAACCACUUUGUGCAGUCAAGCUGGAUAUGAUGAAAGCCUACGAUAGAGUGGAAUGGGUGUUCCUUGAGCAAAUGCUCCUCAGGUUUGGGUUUGACAAUGCAUGGGUCUCCAUGAUCAUGAGGUGUGUAACGUCGGCAAAUUUUGUUGUCAAGCUAAAUGGUGGGCUGUCCAGAAUGUUUACCCCAUCCCGAGGAUUACGGCAAGGAGACCCUUUGUCCCCAUAUUUAUUUCUGUUUUGCGUGGAAGGCUUUUCUGUUUUAUUGAAAAAGGCCCAAGAGGAUAAUCUUAUAAAAGGUGUGUCUUUUGGGAGCACUGGCCCCCAAGUGACUCAUCUUUUGUUCGCUGAUGACAGUAUUAUCUUCCUUCAAGGAUGUGUUGACAACUUUCUAGCUCUGAAGGACAUCUUGGGCACAUAUGAACAAGCGUCAGGACAGAAGGUAAACUUACAUAAAUCCUCCAUUUUCUUUGGGAAGGGGUGUCAGCAGGAUCAAAAAGCUGCCCUCAAGGCAACGAUCGGGAUUGAGACAGAGGCUUUGAGUGAGAGGUAUUUGGGUCUCCCAACGGUGGUGGGGAGGGCUAAGGAUGGAUCUUUCCAAUAUGUGGUUGAAAGUUCAAAAAAGAAGGUUACGGGUUGGAAGGGGCAAGGCCUCUCGAAAAAAGCAAGGGAAGUUCUUGUGAAAUCUGGGCUUCAAGCUACUCCUGCAUUUACUAUGAGCUGUUUUCUCCUCACAAAGAAGAUGUGCCGGAACCUGACAUCUAUCUCGUCGAAAUUCUGGUGGGGGGCAGUGAAUGGUGAGCGCAAAGUGCAUUGGAUUGCCUUGGAUAAAAUGUGUGCUGCAAAGAAGGAAGGAGGCAUGGGGUUUAGGGACGCUGAGGCGUUUAACCAGGCGUUAUUGGCCAAGCAGGCGUGGAGGAUCUUGCGGGUUCCCUCCUCGCUCUGUGCGCGUGUCUUGAAGGCCAGAUACUUCAAAGAUGGCGACAUUAUGAAUGCAACAUGCCCUGAUGGUGGAUCAUACACGUUCAGAAGUAUUCUUCAUGGGAGAGAUCUUCUUAGAGCAGGUCUAGUGUGGCGAGUGGGAGAUGGCACCAAGAUUAACAUCCACCAUGAUCAGUGGAUACCGAGAAACGGCAGCUUAUCACCACUGGGUGCUGAGUAUGUCAUGGGUGUCACAAAGGUUUGCCACUUGCUAGAUCAUGGGGGUACGCGAUGGAACGUGCAGCUGCUGGAGAGGAUGUUCUCACAGGAGGACGCUGAAGACAUCAAGCAGAUUGUUGUUGGAGGACCGGGUGCGGAUGAUCACUUGGCUUGGAACUUCACUAAAGAUGGUUAUUUCAUGGUUCGCUCGGCAUAUCACCCGCGGGUAUCAAUGAACCGAGCGCGAACGGGAAGACAGGAGUCAUCGUCAUCUGUGAUCCAGCACAAGAGCUGGAUGGCGAUGUGGGACACUUCGGCCCCGGGGAAAGAGAAGAUCCACAUGUGGCGUCUGCUUCGCAAUGGCUUAGUCGUCGGGCAUGAACUGCAGAGGCGGAAGAUCAAGGCGGGAGUUUUUUGCACGGCAUGUGGUCGAGAAGAGACGAUCUAUCAUAGAUUUUGGGGUUGUCCCCAUUCGGUGCUUUACUGGAAAAAACUGCGUUCGGAGAAGGGAAUUGCGGUGGCGAUCCCACCGUGUCAGCUUGGUUCCCAGAAUGCAGUUGCAAGAUGGCUCCUGGAGUGGUUCCAGCAAGCAGGAGAGGAAGAAAGGUCGAUGAUGGUCCAAUCGGUCUAUGCGCUGUGGCUAGCUCGCAAUGAAGCCCGGGAUGGAAAACGGAUAGAAGAACCGCAUGAAAUAUUGGAGCGGGUGGUGCGGUUGACUGAAGAAUGGCGAAACGUCCAUGACAAACCCUCGACGGUCCGGGAGCCGGGUGCGAGAAGAAAAUGGGAGGCGCCGGAGGAGGGAUGGAUCAAAGCCAAUGCUGACGGAGUGUUCUCCAAGGACAGAGGAAAGGGAGGUGCGGGGGUAGUGCUCAGAGAUCAUAAUGGUGGCUUUCGGGCUGCCGCUUGCUCUUUCGUCGAUCGAGCCUCCAGUGCUGAGAUGGUGGAGGUGGCAGCCUGUAAGCGGGCUAUUCAGCUGGCUAGUGAGGCUAACGUGCAGAAUCUUCAUGUCGAGCUGGAUUGCCUGGGAGUUGUAGCGGCGAUCAACAAGUCUGAACAAGACCUCUCCAUCUUGGGGCCGAGUGUUGAAGAGAUUAAGCAGCUGCUUAACCAGUUUCUGCAGGUGAAGGUUACAUGGACGAAGCGAGAAGCGAAUGGUGCCGCGGAUAAAUUAGCCAAAAUAGGAUUAGGUGAUGAAGUUUGUAAUGUUUGGUGGUCUGGUCCACCGGAGUCUAUUAUCCAGGUUCUCUCUGAUGAGAUCCCUAGCUACGGUUAAUUAUUAAUAAAGCGGCAUUGAUCCUCAAAAAAAAAUCACUGUUAAAAGUUGUUGUUAGAACUAUUUUUCUGAAAAGAAAGAGUAAACUAGUAAAGCAAUUAAGCAAAUACUAGUACAGGAGUACUGAUGGCUCAACUAGUAAAGCAAUUAAGCAAAUACUAGUACGGGAGUCCUAAUGACUCAACCGCAUGCAGUUAAGCCACGUAGUACUACACGUAUGUGCGGCAGUCCACGGCCUGGUCAAUCGAUUACAGAUAAGGAGAGAGACAGGGAAAUAAAUUCCCAAUUACUCAAUCCCCAUCCUUACCAGACUAACAGGCAGAGACUUCCAUGGCCGGCCGGUGCCACCUCCAGCCACGCUGCCACGGCGUUCACCGGCGACGGGUGGAGGGACCAAGUGCUCCAUCGUCUUCCUCGGGAGAUGAACCACCAAUGAGGUCAUGGCUGGAAGCCACGCCGGUGGAGACGCCGUUUGCGGCACCGUUCGUGAGGCCGAGCGCCGCGGGGCUCCAUGUGCCGGAGCGGCCGCUCGACGGCGAGCUCGCCAACGGGACGCCAAGGGCCAUGAGAUGGCGGCGAGCGCCCGAGCGCGGCGAAGGCUGAGGAGUUGCCGGCGCCGGGGUCGGCAGGCGUGGCGCGAUGUGACGGUGUCGGUGUUGACGCCCGCGGCACUACUGGAGCAGCUCAGAAGGGGCUCGCAGGGUGAGAGCCUUGUCGUGCCUCCGCGUUGGAGGCCACGGUGGUGCCUCAACCAUGCUCCGCGCCGGGAGUCGCCUCCUCUGCCGGGGGUGUUGCGCCGGAGGGCGCUGCCUCCCUGCAGAGCUGAGGUCGUGCCAUGGCCACCACUUCGCGGGCUGCGCGCCUCUCUGUGAGCGGGCGCGGCCGUGGCCGUGGUCCCCUGCGCUCGUAGGGGCAAGGCCGAGGGCCAGGCGCGGGGUGUGCCGGGAGGAACGGCCGCACCUUUUGCUCGUUGCGCGUGCGUCGGAUGGCGCAGACGAGUGCGGAGCUUCAGCCAUCGGAUGCCGAUAGGCGCCUCGCCGAUGGGAGCCGAGGGCUCGACCACCGCAGUGCUUUGCGACGAGGCUGAACUCCACGCCGUGGGGAGCCGUGCAAGAGGGCUGUCGUCAGUCUCGCGGGCGGGCGCGCGCGAGGGCGGCCACGGUGAUGGACGGAGCGCGGGAGCGCGGCCACACGGGCGGGGCGCAGGUGGCCACGCGCGCGGCCUGGGGCUGCCGGCUGUAUGGCGCGGUUGCGUCGUACGCCAGUGCCAGGGGCCGAUGAUACGGCACCGUUGCUGAUGCUAAUGCUUUCUACAGAGUGGAAAAACACGGUGAAGAACCUUUUUUCUUCUCAUGUGGUGGCUUUUUGCAUCAGUCUGUUGAUUGAUCUUCUGGCCUUGAUGAUCUUUGAAUCAAUGGAUGCCAACGCCCACUUAUUCUGUUGUCGAUUCAGGAAUAGAGUCGACGGCGGCUGGGUUGACGCCCUGUUUCUUCUGAUUUUGGCCGAACACCUAUGAUUUUCUUUCUUC
Aegilops tauschii subsp. strangulata is the source of this 12037-nucleotide messenger RNA. RefSeq lists its product as uncharacterized. Lineage: Eukaryota; Viridiplantae; Streptophyta; Magnoliopsida; Poales; Poaceae. The record is from RefSeq and is a predicted model, not a curated record.